Molecule: messenger RNA, 276 nt
Organism: Prunus armeniaca (apricot)
Lineage: Eukaryota; Viridiplantae; Streptophyta; Magnoliopsida; Rosales; Rosaceae
Source: the annotation of a GenBank genome assembly
AUGGCACCAACUAAUGACGGGCCACCCUUGCCGAAUGGCAAGGUCCAUGGACAACUUGAAGGAAGACUUGCAAAAGUCCUGGUUCCAAGUCACCUAUGCCGAAUGGUAACCAACGUCCUAGCGCAUCCACAAAGACUUACAAAGAGGCAUCCACAAAGAUACUUACCUCCAGAAAGGCCCAAUCCCUCUUACCAAAGCCCUAGUGCUCCACAAAUCACCUUGCCGAAGAUCUGCCAAAAGCCAAAACAACGAAAUUUAGCAUCAUACCGAAUCUGA